AAUGCAGUGAACCGCUUUAAGAAGGAUAGAGAAUUGGAAUAUCGUUCUUUUUUUGGUAUUUUGAGAUCCCUUCAAUGAGUCGGGAGGGAAAACUUCAUCCUAUAUGGGUUUUUUGGAAGAGACCCACAUACGGGUUAAAGAAUUUGUGCCAAGUGAUCUUGUUAUUUGUACCGAAGUAAUAGUGCAUAAUAAUGAUACUAGUCUGAAGUGUCCUGUACCCCGUGGUGUGCGUGGGAAGCGUUGUCGUUUUGCUAAAAGCGAUGUCCCAUGUAGUCGCAAACGGGCUGUUCAUUUUGACAAUAUGGAGGAGCAAGAAUUUGGAAGUUCUGCAAGUGAUAAUGAGCCUAUUGCACGAAGAGGACUAAGGGUGCGGGCAAAAACAGUUAAGUAUGCAGAAAUUUCAGUUAGUGCGGAGGAGGAAUCUCUGAGGAAAGGGUCCAUACCCAUGUUUCUUUCUAUUGAAGCAACACCUGGUAUUUGGACGGACAAAGCUGUUGAUGAAGAGAGAACUGUUAUGGAAGUCACAGAAACAGAGGCCCAUGGAGUGUCUCAACAAAAUCAUGUUGAAAGAGAAACAGAGGUAUUUGAGAUGGAAAGAACAACGGAUGCAGCUGAUGCAGUAUCAGUCUUGUUAACAUUGCAAUCAUCGACUCAUCACGAAAAAGAAAUUACUCCUUAUGCAAAAGAGGUUAGAGAACAAGAAAAAGGCUCACUUGAAAAUAUUGAUGAAAAUGUAAGGAUUGAAUAUGUGGCACCGAUUGAUGGCGAAACCUUUAAUACUCAAGAUCAAGAUGUAGCUCGUGACUUUGCAUUGAAUUUUUCCCAAGACAAUGGUUCAAAUCUGAUUGGUGAAAUUGGGUUUAGCAAUCAGGAUUCAGAAACAAGGCCAAUGAUAUAUGAAUUUACUGUUGGUGGUGAUGUAGCUACAGAAUAUCAAGCAGAUGCUCCUAGACAUAAUCUUCAAAUUUCCGGUGGACCAUUAUGUCACCUAGAAAAUUUAGGGGAUAUGCUUCCAUCAUCGCAUGAACCAACGGAGACUUUGCCAGCGAUAUCAAUUGUUGACAUUUCAAGUAAAGUAAGGCAGGUAGAAUCGGUGCGGGUACAGGUUGAAGAGGCGAGCAUUAUCCAUGUGCAAACUCUUAGUGACAGUUCACAUGAUAUUGAAACAUUCUUGAAUCCUAUUACCUGUAAUCCUGGGGAUACUGUGAAGUGGCAAUCUUUUUUCUGCAGCUUUCGCAAUGUACAAAUGUUGUCACGUAUCCUUCAACGUCACCCCCAGACCUUUGUAAACUUCCAUGUACAAGAUCCAGAAUUCCAGCGUGUGUUGCUAGAUGCAUUGGCAGACUUCCUAACUGCGCUGGACGGGAAAAUUCUUGCUGAUAUUCAUGAGAGCAUUGUCAAUAAAGUUAGAGGCCGAGUAGUAGACUGGCGGGGCAUGGGUCUAGAGGUAUCAUGGUUGGAGAAUCGUCUUGCCGAUGUUCUAUCCUAUUCAGAGGUCAGAAAAAUGGAGAAUUCAUAUGCGCAACUUGUGGCUAGACAGGAGUAUGUUGAUGGUGAGGUGAAAAAGACACAAGUGUACCGGUCUGAUUUAGAAAAAGAAAACACCCAAUUGAAGGAAAAAAUAGCUAAAAUUUCCUCUGAUUUGGUGCAAAGGAAGGGUGAUCUAUCUGUGCUCGCGUCAGACCCAUUUUUCAAAACUAUUCUAUAAAUUGAACAUUGUAUCAUUAAUUUAAAUGACUGUAGUACUUGAAUCAUUUUGUAAACUUUGCUUUUUGUGGUCCUUCCUUUGGAAACAUAUUUGCUGAAUUUUAUUCCAUAUGAAAUUAUGCACAGGUUGGCCUAA
This is a messenger RNA of Cornus florida, 1843 nucleotides long. RefSeq lists its product as uncharacterized. Lineage: Eukaryota; Viridiplantae; Streptophyta; Magnoliopsida; Cornales; Cornaceae. The record is from RefSeq and is a predicted model, not a curated record. The coding region runs from base 104 to 1708 and encodes 534 amino acids. The transcript has 2 exons.